AUGCCAACUGGCGAUGGAGCGCAUGAAUUUAAGAAUAUCGCUGGCCAAGCGUCUCUGGAUGGUCAGGGAGGAACUGAGCCGCCAUCUCAAAUGAUAAGCGCUAGCGAACACCGCAACAUAUACUAUCGGUUAUAUACCAAAGGAGGCCCACUCGAAUCAAACAACCCGAUCUUCUCCAACGAUCGCUCCAUCAGUCGUAUCUCGUCUAAAUCAGUGAGGCCCCCUCGUACGGCCGCAUCACUGAAGAGGUACGUUUGCAAGAUUGAGGGCGUGGAAGGCCCGGAAAAGAGUGCUUUGUAUCUGUCACUGUCAGAAAAGAAGCCUGUGGACGACUCUGUUCGUCUUGCGCUCAGAGGGAACUCUGGGCCAGGAUCAUCUGAGGUUGACCCUGUAGUUUUCGUUGUCGAUAAGGGCGUCGCUGAGAAGAGACCGAAGUCUGCAAUACGAGCUUAUCCACGCCGCCUCGCUGAGUUGGCCAACCACAUCGGCUGCCCUCCACUUGUUGAACUUACCCGACGUUUCCUCUAUGACCAACUCCACACAGAUGACGGCACCUCAUCAGCCGACAUACCCAUUCAGCAAUGCCCAUAUCCAACAGGCAGGGUCUCUGUCUUCCACUCUGCCGUUGCCACCUUCUAUGCACCAAGCGACGAGUCAGGCAUCCGGGGCAUGCGAACCGAGCGUAUACGGUCCACUCCAUCUUGGCGCAAGCACGGCCCACGGCGCGAUUGUGCAUUAGUUGUUGAGGACCAAGACAAGCCGGGCAUGAAGGGGAUGAGCGUGGUCCGCGUGAAACUUCUCUUUUCAUUCGAGUAUGAUGGGAAGACGUAUCCGUGUGCGCUCGUUGAUUGGUUCAAACGUGUGGGCGCGUCACCCGAUCCGGAAACAGGGAUGUGGAAGCUCAAACGCGCCAAACCUCACAAGCGCCGCCAAACAAUGUGCUAUCUUGCUGAUGACGUCUGCAAGAUUGAGGGCGUGGAAGGCCCAGAAAAGAGCGCUUUGUAUCUGUCGCUGUCAGGAACGAAGCCUGUGGACGAUUCUGCUCGUAUUACACCCAGAGGAAACUCCGGGUCAGGAUCAUCUGAGGUUGACCCUGUAGUUUUCGUUGUUGAUAAGGGCGCCGCUGAGAAGAGACCAAAGUCUGCGAGUAAUGCGGGCUCGAAUGAAUUGCCUGCACAGAAGAUUGAACAACGUUAUGUGUAUUACCGACUUUACGACGAUGAUGGCGAAGUUGUCUCGAAAACGUCGUUUGACGAGAGCGACUCUUCUUUGGGUCGCAUUGACAUAUUUACCAUUCCGCCACCUCACACAGUCGCUUCCUUGAAAGAUCGUCUCAUUCAUGUAGAAGGGGUCUUGGGUCACGAUGUUCAGUUGCUUGAAAACGAGGAUGGAGAGGUUACCUUGAACGAUGGCGAUGUCAUUUCCCUUCUCACUGACAAUUGUCCAGGCUCAAAGGAGGGACAGCCGAUAGUGUUCACAUAUGCACGGAACGGUUCUGAUAAAACGACGGCACCGGGGACUCAUCCUUCCUUUUCGAAACGUCUUACAGCCAGUAGAAAUUGGGCCGGCGCGAGUCAUGAUGCCGCGUGGCAUUCAGUGGCGGCUGGAGAGAUCCUUCAAACAGACGGAGUUUUUUGGAAAGAAAGCUUGUAUGUUCCUCCUGUCAUCCUUUGGUUUGAGGGUGGGACGUUCUUACAUGUCAUUUUUCUGCAGUUGUUUACUCAGUCUCUUGAAAUUAGCCUGGGUUAG
Messenger RNA from Laccaria bicolor S238N-H82, 1749 nucleotides. RefSeq lists its product as uncharacterized. Bases 1 to 1749 code for a protein of 582 amino acids. The transcript has 9 exons. NCBI's taxonomy places the organism in Eukaryota, Fungi, Basidiomycota, Agaricomycetes, Agaricales, Hydnangiaceae. The record is from RefSeq and is a predicted model, not a curated record.